AUGGGAAUUUGUACUAAUAAGCAAUAUGCUUAAGCCAGUGAACCUCCUCAGAAUCACAGACAGAAUCGAUUAUAUUUAAACUAUCAACAAUUGGCAAAUAUCAAUCACCCUCUGAAUGUGAAUCACAAAUACAACAACUACUUCCAUAUCAUACCAGAUACGACGGUAGGGAAGGGUAUUAAAAUGACCAACCAAUAUACAAGUCGUCUUAGCAGAGAGGAGUGGCUGGAGAAGAGGAAGGAAUUUUGGGGUAGGACUUUAUAAGUUAUUUAAAGAAUCGAGGGUUGAGGGAGAGAGAGUUUAUUGGCAAUCAAUCCAAAAAGCAAUUGAAGAACAGGAUGAAGGUAUUGUCAUCAAUAUGUAGCUAAUGCUUAAGCUAUUCUCAACGCAUGUGAUCUCAAAUUGGUUAAUAAUUCCAUUCAGCUACUGUAUGACACCUCCAUGCAUAAAUAUGAUGUCCCAGUCUUUAUGAUCAAUGAACCUCAAUCAUUCCCCUCCACCAAGUUUUGUGAUGCUGGUUUGAUUCAGGAUUUUCAAGAAACGGAAUUAAAAGUAUAUAUUUCUUAAGGAUAAUCUAUUACCAGAUCAAAGUGAGAUCUAACAAACUACCAUAGGAUUUCGAGAUUGUUACCCACACCAACCAAAGCGUCGCCGACUUAAAGACGAAGGUUCAGGAGUCAUCUCCAGGGAUUGAUUAGUGCAGACUGUUCUUCAAGGGCAGAGAGAUGAAGAAUCAUCAUCUCAUCGGAAAUUAUUAACUAAAAGAUGGAGAAGUAUAACCCUUUCCUAUUCAUUUAUCUAGAUGGUCCAGGCCUUUAUGUGA
Messenger RNA from Paramecium octaurelia, 823 nucleotides. The record is from the annotation of a GenBank genome assembly. Lineage: Eukaryota; Ciliophora; Oligohymenophorea; Peniculida; Parameciidae.